This is a messenger RNA of Planococcus citri (citrus mealybug), 3759 nucleotides long. RefSeq lists its product as uncharacterized. Lineage: Eukaryota; Metazoa; Arthropoda; Insecta; Hemiptera; Pseudococcidae. Gene Ontology annotation, biological process: DNA integration. Gene Ontology annotation, molecular function: nucleic acid binding. The transcript has 2 exons. The coding region runs from base 1 to 3759 and encodes 1252 amino acids. The record is from RefSeq and is a predicted model, not a curated record.
AUGCAUAUGCAAGUCUUCGGUGAAGAAAAAUCAAAAGUAAUGGAAUCAGAAAAGGUAAUCAUAAACAUACACACUCAAAACGGCGAUUCAAAAACCCUCCAUCUUUACUCAUCGAAUCAAAUAAUACCUGAUCUUAAUCCACCCGAUAUAUCAGCAUUUAAAAAAUCAUACCCGCAAUUUAAUCACCUCUACUUGGCAGAUGAUGGCCUUCAACAUCACACUGACAUCCUCAUCGGACUGGAUUAUAUAAUCGACAUUCUGAAUUGGAAGAAAAUCGACGCCACUCCAACGGCAACACUGCUCGAUACUGUGUUUGGCUGGGUACUGGCGAUCCGUCAUCCAGGCAGUGGAAAAGUUGGAACUCACUGUCUUAUCAGCAAAACAUUGUCCGAUCCUCUAUCACAACUAUGGUCACUUGAUACUAUCGGCAUUCGGGAAGAUUUGAACAACGAAAAUGAGGAACCGGCAAUUAAACAAUUUCAAGACAGUAUUCAAUUUAAAGAUGGCCGAUAUCACGUUGCCCUGCCUUGGAGAUUUUACCCUCCGAACCUACCUGAAAACUACGAUCUCGCUAUUGGGCAACUGAACUCACUGUAUAAAAGUUUGAAACAAGGUAAUCUCCUAACUACAUACGACGAGGUAAUUAAAAAUCAAUUAGCAAACGGUGUCAUCGAGGUAGCUCCAAAAAACUCAUCUAGCGAAAUCACCCAUUACCUCCCCCACCACGCCGUUUUAACUCCUGAAAAAUCCACAACGUUACGUAUCGUUUACAAUGGCUCAGCCCGGACCAAACAAUCUAAAACAAGCCUAAACGACUGCUUAUUAAAAGGAAAAAACCUAAUAGAAAACUCAGCAGGUAUAAUAAUACGCAUCCGGUGUGAAAUAAUUGGUAUAACAAGCGACAUCGAAAAAGCAUACCUACAGGUUGGCUUACAGAUACGGGAUCGCGACGCAACUCGCUUCGUGUGGUUAAAAGACAUCAACCUACCUCCAACUGCAGAAAAUUUAAUCGUGUUUCGCUUUACCAGAAUACUAUUCGGAAUCGUAGCAUCAGCUUUUCUACUCGCAGCUACUCUAAAACAUCAUAUUCAAUUAAAAGCUCACCACUAUAAACACAUCACGAAAAUUCUGAAAAGCUUGUAUGUUGAUAACUUUGCCAAUGGUGCUAAUUCGUUGCAAGAAGCCAUCGAAAUCUACAAUGUUAUGAAAAAACUUCUUGCUGAAAUUGGCAUGAAUAUUCGUCAAUGGAGUUCAAACUCAACCGAAUUCAUGAACUCUAUACCCGAAGCUGACCGUAACAACGCCGAAAUCGUCAAUCUCCUCGGUAUACAAUGGAAGCCAAAAGCAGAUACCUUGAAUAUCCAAAAACCAUCCGUUCACGCACCUGAAAAUCCAACUAAGCGAACAGUUCUUCAGUUCACAGCCGCCAUCUACGAUCCAAUGGGCUUUUUCUCGCCAAUAAUUUUGAAAGCCAAACUUUUCAUUCAAAAACUGUGGAUUUUGAACUUCGAAUGGGACCAAAAACUAAACGAAAAUCUUACCAGCGAAUGGCGCAUAAUGGCGAACUCGAAAAAAUUCCCACCCACUCCUUACCUCGCUACCGACGCGUCAAAAGACGCAUACGCCGCUGCUGUCUACAUACGCGCCACAGAUAACGAAACGUCACACACGCACUUAUUAUUUGCCAAAACCAGAGUGACACCACCGAAAAACGAAAACGAAUUAGCCAAAUUCACGCCUAAAUUCGAAUUACUAGGUGUUUUAAUUGGAGCUCGAAUUCUCAACUUCGUUGAAACAUCUUUAGAACGUGAAAUCUCCGAGAAAAUUCUAUGGACUGACUCGCAGUGUGCCAUGGCUUGGAUACAAUCUCCUCAGGUGUUACCAGUUUUCAUCGAAAAACGCGUCAAUGAUAUAAAACAACUGGUUCAAAACAUCAAAUACGUACCUGGUGAACAAAAUGUAGCCGACAUCGCAUCCAGAGGCGGUACACUCGAUGAAAUGAAAGCGGUCAAUUGGUUUAACGGACCUCCGUGGCUAAACGAUGAAAAAUUGUGGCCAGAACAACCAGUUCUCGGAAAAAACUUACCUGUGCUGCCCACAGAAACUUCCGAAAACACAACAACGACUCUCUUAACAAACACCGAAACAGAAACAACGCCAAAAUCGACUCCCUUCAACUUGAUUUUUGAAAAAUAUACGACCUAUGGAAAACUCAUCUCGGUUACAGAAAAGUGUCUCAUCGCAGCCAAUAAAUUCCGGAAAAUUCAAUCUGACAAAACAAGACAACAGGCAGAAGAAAUGUGGAUAAUUUAUUUCCAAGAUACCAUCGGCGAAAAAAUUACUCACUACUCUCACCUUGGGUUAAAGAAAGAUGAGAAUAACGUACUUCGUUGUCGCGGACGGCUAGAAAAUUGCACGUACCUAACAGAUGAAGAAAAACACCCGAUUUUACUUCUUCCUGAUUGGCCAAUUACUAAACUAAUCGUUAUGCACUACCACAACAAGCUAUACCACGUUGGUACUCAGCACACACUAGCAGAAAUCCGGAGAAAAUUCUGGAUACCCACAGGACGCCGAGUCGUUUAUUUCACGCUAAAAAACAACUGUAAAAACUGCAAAAAGCUGAGAAAUAAACCAUACAGAGCACCACCUACGCCUCCGCUCCCAAAAUCGCGCCUAAACCCUACAAAACCGUUCGAAAACUCCGGCGUUGAUAUACUGGGACCUCUCUACGUAAAAUUUGCUCCAGGUGAAUGUAAACGUUGGAUACUAAUUUUCACCUGUCUCGUAACAAGAGCAAUACACAUGGAAAUCCUUCACGAUCUUACAUCCGAAGAUAUCUUAUCCGCAUUCAAAUUAUUCUUCGCCAGAAGAGGUACGCCAAAACUACUCAUAUCCGAUAACGCGCCUCAAUUCAAACUUAUCAGCACCGUCUAUGAACUCAGCUGGCAAAAUGCGAUUAAAGACAAAAAUUUCAAAGACUUCUUCGCCAAGAACGAAAUUGUUUGGAAAUGGAUUCCUCAAUUAGCACCAUGGAUGGGUGGCGCCUACGAACGUCUUAUCGCACUUGUAAAAGAAGCUUUAAAACUUACGUACUAUCGAAUAACCCUCACUGAUCGUCAACUUCAAGUCGCCAUAGCUGAAACAGAAGCAAUUCUAAAUUCCCGUCCCCUUACGUACUUCGGACCAAACUUGGAAGAAGACAUAAUAACGCCGAAUCUAUUCCUAAGAGGAAAUUUCCCUCACAUACUCGAAGUCAACGCUGACGCCCCUACAGUAACAGGAAAAUCUCUCGUAGACUCGUGGAAAAAAGCGGAUCAACUUUUGAAUCGUUUUUGGGAUAUAUUUUAUUCAAAAUAUAUCAUCUCGUUGAGAGAGCGUAGCUCAAAACUCAAGCAGAAACGCUCAACUACACCAAUAACUCCGCAAGUAGGCGAUAUUGUAAUGCUCGCAGACGACAACGUUAAAAGAGGAUACUGGAAACUUGCUGAAAUAAUCGAAAUAGAAGUCAGCGAAGAUAAAGAAAUACGAGCAGCCAAAGUCAGGUUGGCCAAUGGUGAUAUCACACGUCGACCUAUCAUAAAACUCAUCCCCAUGGAAACUUCCACAACGGAAAACGGAAACGCCGACGAGCCGCCGAUUAUCACCGUUUCUAAUGAAACAUCCGUCGAUCCAGUGGCAGUCACAGAACCUCUGCCGGAAGACUUCGAAAUCGCCGAAAUUACUUGCGAAAUCGUCUCUGAAUCGGAUGACGAAUAA